Messenger RNA from Rubroshorea leprosula, 849 nucleotides. The record is from the annotation of a GenBank genome assembly. NCBI's taxonomy places the organism in Eukaryota, Viridiplantae, Streptophyta, Magnoliopsida, Malvales, Dipterocarpaceae.
AAAGCAUUAUCUCUUCUUUUUCUGUUGAUUUGCUUGACAAUCAAGUCUUCUUACUCUUUGUUGUGAUCAAUUGUUGAAUGAGAAGAGAAGCUAAGCAACAAUGGCUGGAGAAAUCAUAGAUAUUGACCUGGAAGGGGAUUCAGAUGGCAGCGAGAAUGGGGGUCCUACUAAUGGUAAAGGGGUUGAUGGUGAGGUUUGUGAGGAGGAAGACCAAAAGGAGAGUGUAGUUGAGGAUUAUUAUGAAUCUAGACAAGAUUUUACUACAAAAGGUGUUUGGUUAGAGAAGGAAGAUGAAAUUGGUGUCGAGAAGGAAUGUGCAAGUGCAUCCAAAAGUCAUAAUGUGGUUGAUGACCAUAAUGAUGAUCUUAAUGGGGACAAAGAGGCAGAAGGUGAUGAAAGGCAUGAUGAUCCUGUUAUGGAUAUCCUUGAGUUAAUAGAUAAUGAAGAUGAAGAGGCUAUGGAGGCCAAAAGGAAGGUCAAGUCUUUUUGUUAUAAUUUGCAAGGGAUAAUGUACGACCUAGUUUCUAUCAUGAUAGUGGUAUAUGUGAAUGCAACAGGUCCUAGUACCCAUCCUGCAACAGUCCAUGAUGAUGGUGAUGAAAUUCAAAGUGAUAUAGAAUAUAGUUACAUUUCUAUUGAUGAGGAUGAUGGAAGUGAUGUUGAUCAUGCUUCGAGGACAAGAGCUACACACGCAAUUUACGAAGAAGUUGAAGAUGCUCUUCUAGAUAUAAGGUUGGGGAUGAUUUUUGUGAGCAAGGCACAAUUUAAAGCCAUUGUUGAUUGAUGCAACAUGAUGCAAAGGAGGGAUAUUAAAUGGAAGAAGAUUGACAGUAAACGGAUUAGGGCUGU